Molecule: messenger RNA, 2421 nt
Organism: Verruconis gallopava
Lineage: Eukaryota; Fungi; Ascomycota; Dothideomycetes; Venturiales; Sympoventuriaceae
Exons: 2
Coding region: 1193-1999 (268 amino acids)
Biological process (GO): superoxide metabolic process
Molecular function (GO): metal ion binding
Source: RefSeq, a predicted model, not a curated record
UUUGAUGCAGGCCACAGAUCGCAUCUUGAACUCAUUGCGAGGGCUGAUCGACAUUCGACUGCCAGGCUUGGAUGUUUGCUGGAACGAACUUGUUGGAUCUUGACCUGGACACGCUCGUUCGCACGUGAUCGCGCGUUCGUGCUGGACCACGGUUUGAGUCCUUCGACGUUUUCGACGACCUCCAAGCUGACGCCGCCUGUCGUUCUCACCGUCACAAUGGGUCUUUCGGUCAUUGCAGUCGAACCUGGAUGUGGCAGCCCAUGGAGCUUCAUCGGAUCUCGAAUGACGAAGCACGUGUUCAUGAUCCUACCAUGUCUGUCCUUGCGGCUAAUGUUGACGUCGUGAGACGUGUAUGGCCACCAAAGCGAGCGAGGGCUAGGCCGAAAAUCACAUCAGACCUAGCAGUUGGACGCUCACCUUUUGUUUCUGAAAGUUAUGCCUCUGAAAUCCUGCGUGACGACUGCUUCUGGGCUUUGAAUCUGAGCGCAGACCCGGACGAGACUUGCCCUGGCUUUGUACCUGUGCUCGGUCAUCGCGGUGAAAGCGAGAAACAAAUGUGGACACGACCGGCUCAUCCCAGGCAUCUCGUGCGGAAACGGAAACGGGACGCUGUUCGAAACACGAUCUUUAUCUCCAAGCCUUGAACCCGCUUCCCGCUGUUGCACAGUCGUGAAUGGAGAGACACUUGACUGCCGCCAGACGUGACGAACCAGGCCGUCUUUUGUACGACAAAGGGCUGAGCCAGCACCACCAGCAGGGACCAAGCUCACGCCUUCACGGUUACACAGUCGAGAUUGCGGGCUGGUUGCGGCAAGCAAAUAACGAACGGACUGUGAUCAGCGUUUGUGAUUGUGCGCAUUUUGUAUUGACUUCAACGUUAGAUGCUCUCGCCUGUACUGGUUGGAUCUAUCCCAUUGACGCUUCCUCCAUCCUUAGCCGCUAUUUCUCGCUCGGAUUCACGCAUUGCUACGGCAACAACGACGACCACAGAGACAGAGACAAACUUCUUGACAAAUUCGCGUCCCUCUCUUUCACUUCAUACUUCGAUCUUCCUCCUCAAACACACUAUCAUUCUGUCAGCCUAGGGCGUGUAAACCUUGCUGCUCCUACAUACCACCCUCGAACACACCUGAGUGACAAGUAGCUUACGUAUAGGUUUAAAUCACAAGAGACCACGUUUACGACAAUCACGAUGCGUCGCCUCAUCUCCAUCACCUCGUGCCUUAACCUAGUUCUGCUUGGGCCUUCCAAUGCAUGGGCGACCGAUGCCCCCGUAGUUGAAAACAACCCCCAGAACGUACAAUACGUCGCUGAGUUUAGCAAGAACGGCCUGAUCGGCCGUAUCGUCGCCAACACACCCUCGGCCGCGCCAGGUGUCGCUUUCGACAUCAGCAUCACUGGCAACGCCACCUUCGACUCUUCUGACUAUCUUUACCACAUCCAUGAGCAGCCCGUGCCUGCGGAUGGCAAUUGCAGUGCAACGCUCGCUCACCUUGAUCCGUACGGACGCGGCGAAACACCCCCAUGUAACGCCAACGACCCGGCUUCGUGCCAGGUCGGUGACCUCAGCGGCAAACACGGCACCAUCCCUCACUUGCCCGGCUUCAGCGCCAGCUACGUAGACAACUACAUCUCCUUGACGCCAGGCACGCCCGCCUUCAUGGGAAACCGCAGCUUCGUGCUGCAUUUCUCCAACAAGACGCGCAUCACGUGCGCAAAUUUCAAGCUCGUCGACCUGCCGGCAGCGAGCAACGUCACUGACACCGCAAGCUGCAGCCCGACAGGGUGCGGCUCUUCCACCGCGGCUUCUCAGACGCUCGCGUCCACUGUCACGGGUGUUUUCACAACCGUCUCGUCGACUGUGCACAGCGCCACGACGGCCAGUUCGACGGGCGGCGGUUUAAUGGCGUCCAGCGACGCGCAGAAGAUGAAUCCACGCAUACCUGGAGCGAUAGCCCUGGGGCCGCUUGUGUUCUGCGUUGCAGCUGCGGUGUGGUAGAAAUUUUCGUCCAUCCGCUCCCUCCCACCGCCCUGCGCUCCUCUUUUUUCCCCCAGUGUUUCUUUCUCCCCAGCGCCACGCCUUCGUUGCACACCCUGCGUUUUUGCUACCUGGUUUCUGACAAUUUUGCUCCGUACAAGCAGGCAAGCAUCUUGAUGGCGUUCUGGUUCUACUGCGUCGGCAUCGAGCCGUGAAAGGGGUAACUACGAGCGAGGGAGGAGAGGGAUGGAGGUGAGAUGGAAGGAAGGAGCGGGAAAGAAGAGCGAAAACUACGAGGCUCUCGAAAACCUGGCGAGCAGCCAUCAAUAGUACUGAAAGACAUCUUCCAUGCAGCAUUUGCCUGACAGUCAAGUUGCACAGUCUGCACAAUUCAUUCGUUCAACAGAAGCAACGAAUCACCUCCACAUUCGCUCGAUGAAGAG